AUGCCUCUUUCAAGUCUAACACAAACACAUACAAAUGCAGUUUCCACACCUGCUUACUCAUCCCCGGCUAAAAGUUUAGGAGACCCAGGAAUAACACCAUUGUCUCCAUCGCAUAUUGCGAAGGACUCUGAUGCAAAUGACGCUGUAGAGCAGUCAUUCCUUGUUGUUGUGGCUAUUGAUUUUGGCACGACAUCCAGUGGCUACGCCUACAGCUUCACCAAGGAGCCAGAAUGUAUUCAUGUAAUGAGGCGAUGGGAAGGUGGAGAUCCUGGUGUAUCCAAUCAGAAGACUCCAACUACUAUCCUCUUAACGCCAGAAAGAAAGUUUCAUAGCUUUGGUUAUGCAGCAAGAGAUUUCUACCAUGACCUGGAUCCCAAUGAAUCCAAACAUUGGUUAUAUUUUGAAAAGUUUAAGAUGAAGCUACACACCACUGGUAAUCUCACCAUGGAAACAGAUCUGACAGCUGCAAACGGGAAAAAAGUCAAAGCUCUUGAAAUAUUUGCUUACGCCCUGCAGUUCUUUAAGGAACAGGCAUUAAAGGAGCUCAGUGAUCAAGCUGGCUCAGAGUUUGAAAACUCUGAGGUAAGAUGGGUCAUAACAGUCCCUGCUAUUUGGAAACAGCCUGCAAAGCAGUUUAUGAGACAAGCCGCAUACAAGGCAGGAAUGGCAACUCCUGAAAACCCCGAGCAGCUGAUAAUUGCCCUGGAACCCGAGGCUGCUUCCAUCUACUGCAGAAAGCUCCGCCUUCACCAGAUGAUAGACCUGAGCAGCAAAGCACCUGUCAAUGGUUAUAACGCUAGUGACACCGUAGGAGCUGGAUUUACACAGGCUAAGGAAUACAUACGUCGUAAUCGGCAGAGCCGCACCUUUUUGGUGGAAAAUGUCAUAGGAGAGAUCUGGUCUGAGUUGGAGGAAGGUGACCGGUACAUAGUUGUUGACAGUGGAGGAGGUACAGUGGAUCUCACUGUCCAUCAGAUCAGGCUACCUGAAGGACACCUGAAGGAACUGUACAAGGCAACUGGUGGGCCAUAUGGUUCUGUAGGCGUGGACUAUGAGUUUGAAAAACUCCUGUGUAAAAUAUUUGGAGAGGAUUUUAUUGAACAAUUUAAAAUCAAGCGUCCUGCUGCUUGGGUGGAUCUGAUGAUAGCGUUUGAGUCCCGUAAAAGGGCAGCGGCCCCAGACAGAACCAAUCCACUGAAUAUCACUCUGCCUUUCUCCUUCAUUGACUAUUAUAAGAAGUUUCGAGGUCACAGCGUGGAACACGCCUUAAGGAAAAGCAAUGUGGAUUUUGUCAAGUGGUCCUCCCAAGGAAUGCUAAGGAUGAGUCCAGAUGCAAUGAAUGCCCUUUUCAAACCUACAAUUGACCAGAUCAUUCAACAUCUUAGUGAUCUGUUUGAAAAGCCAGAAGUAACCAAUGUCAAGUUUCUGUUCCUGGUGGGUGGAUUUGCUGAAGCUCCUUUACUCCAACAAGCUGUCCAGAAUGCUUUCGGUUCAAAAUGUCGAAUCAUCAUUCCUCAGGAUGUGGGCCUCACUAUCCUCAAAGGCGCCGUCCUUUUUGGCUUAGACCCUGCUGUCAUCAAAGUGCGACGUUCCCCUCUGACCUAUGGGGUGGGGGUCCUGAAUCGGUUCGUGGAAGGAAAGCACCCGCCGGAGAAGCUGCUGGUUAAAGACGGCACACGAUGGUGCACUGAUGUCUUUGACAAAUUUAUCUCAGCCGACCAAUCUGUAGCUCUUGGAGAAACAGUGUCGCGCAGUUACACACCUGCCAAGCCUUCCCAGUUAGUAAUAGUGAUCAAUAUCUACAGCUCGGAGCAAGAUAACGUCAGUUUCAUCACUGAGCCUGGAGUGAAAAAGUGUGGCACUCUUCGUCUGGAUCUCACAGGAACUGAUACUUUGGUGCCAACUCGGAGGGAGAUCAAAACGCUAAUGCAGUUUGGGGACACUGAGAUUAAAGCCAUGGCCAUUGAUGUUGCCACUUCUAAGAGUGUCAAAGCUGGUAUUGAUUUCUUAAAUUACUAA
Messenger RNA from Emys orbicularis (European pond turtle), 2019 nucleotides. It is a transcript of the gene HSPA12A, whose product is annotated as heat shock protein family A (Hsp70) member 12A. NCBI's taxonomy places the organism in Eukaryota, Metazoa, Chordata, Testudines, Emydidae. The transcript is spliced from 12 exons. The coding region runs from base 1 to 2019 and encodes 672 amino acids. The record is from RefSeq and is a predicted model, not a curated record.